Messenger RNA from Pleurotus ostreatus (oyster mushroom), 1041 nucleotides. RefSeq lists its product as uncharacterized. The record is from RefSeq and is a predicted model, not a curated record. The coding region runs from base 1 to 1041 and encodes 346 amino acids. The transcript has 5 exons. Gene Ontology annotation, molecular function: oxidoreductase activity, acting on the CH-OH group of donors, NAD or NADP as acceptor. NCBI's taxonomy places the organism in Eukaryota, Fungi, Basidiomycota, Agaricomycetes, Agaricales, Pleurotaceae.
AUGUCCAGCGAACGAGUCUUGGUCACCGGCGCGUCGGGCUACCUUGGCUCGCAUAUCGUCCAAACCCUCUUAAAUUCAGGAUACAACAUCCGGGCCACAGCUCGCCCCUCCAAAGUUGCCAACCUACAAGCUUCCUACACCGACGUGUACAACACGGAAGACUCACAAAGAGUCCAAGUAGCACCGAUAUCUGACUUGGUGCACGGCGAAUUCCCCGAGAUCUUCGAGGGAAUUGACGCUCUUAUCCAUGUUGCGUCUCCUCUGGCGGGUCGCGAAGACCCUGAUUCGACGAUUAAAACUGCUGUGGAAGGCACACUCAACAUGUUACGACAAGCGGAGAAGGCAGGCAUCAGUAGAAUAGUGGUCACCAGUUCCAUCGCUACCGUCAUGAACAAAGUAGCAGAGACCAGCGAUGCUACUAUCAAGGAUUCGGAUUGGAGCUCAGCUCUCAAGGAGGAUGUAAUCAAAACAGGAAACCCACUCCUCAUAUACUGCUUCGCGAAGACAGCUGCCGAGAAGGCAGUUUGGGAGUUCGCAGAUGCUCAUCCUCAUGUUGACAUCACUACAAUUAACCCGCCAUUCCUCUACGGACCAUUUGCUCCCACACAGAAAUUCCCGACAUUCGAUCCCUCUGCUCUAUCUACCGUCCUUUUAAUCCACCAAAUUAUUACACCGGACGGCCCCUUCCCCCCUAAUGCUGAUCACACGGAUGUCCGCGACGCAGCCAAAGCCCACGUCCUCGCUUUGAAGGCUCCUCCUUCAUCUCUUGUCGGGCGCAAACGCAUCUUCAUCGCUUCUCCACACAGUCUCGACUUCGCUACCAUCACACACUUCAUCGCAGAAAAGCGACCAGCUUUGAAGGAUAGAUUGACACAGACAACCCCGCCAACGAUGAUGAGGGACCGGGCCCCUGUUGACUUCGCUCGGAUCGAACAGGUUCUUGGCUUGAAGAAGGCUGAUUUUCAUGAUGUGGAAGAUACAAUCCUGGAGACAAUUGAUCAAUUGGUGGGGCUUGAGGCUAUAUGGAAGUCUGCGACAUGA